This is a messenger RNA of Grammomys surdaster, 2470 nucleotides long. Its product is annotated as tomoregulin-1. The record is from RefSeq and is a predicted model, not a curated record. The transcript has 10 exons. Bases 309 to 1430 code for a protein of 373 amino acids. Gene Ontology annotation, molecular function: protein binding. NCBI's taxonomy places the organism in Eukaryota, Metazoa, Chordata, Mammalia, Rodentia, Muridae.
CGACGGCCGCGCGGACACAAAGGGAAGGCGAGCCUGCGAGCUAGAGGCUGCGUCCGUCCCCGCCCCGCGCCCCUCGCGCGCGCCCCAGCUCCGUGUUCCCCACGCGGCGCGCUCCCUGCCCUCGCGCGCCCGCGCCCCUCGCCCGCGCCGGGAUCCCCCAACGAGGCUGUCCCGAGCGCGGAGGGCCCGGGCCUGGCGGGGAUGCUGCGGGGCUGCCCCGGGCGGCGGCACGGCUGCUAGGAGGCGGCGCGGGGCCGGUGUGCCCGGCCUGCCGCUCCCUGAGCUCCCCGCCGUGCGGCCGCGACAGCAUGGGCGCCCAGGCGCCGCUCCGGCUGCCGGCCGCGCCCCCGCUCGCCGUCUGCGGCUACACGUCGGUGCUUCUGCUCUUCGCCUUCUGCCUGCCCGGGAGCCGCGCGUCCAACCAGCCCGCAGGCGGCGGCGGGGACUGUCCCGGAGGCAGAGGCAAGAGCAUCAACUGCUCAGAAUUAAAUCUGAGAGAAUCUGACAUCAGAGUGUGUGAUGAAUCUUCAUGUAAAUAUGGAGGUGUCUGCAAAGAAGAUGGAGAUGGUUUGAAAUGCGCAUGCCAGUUUCAGUGCCAUACAAAUUACAUUCCUGUCUGUGGAUCAAACGGGGACACUUAUCAGAAUGAGUGUUUUCUCAGGAGGGCUGCUUGCAAGCACCAGAAAGACAUAACAGUGGUGGCACGUGGACCUUGCUACUCUGAUAAUGGCUCUGGAUCUGGAGAAGGAGAGGAGGAGGGCUCAGGAGCAGGGGCUCACAGGAAACAUUCCAAGUGUGGACCGUGCAAGUACAAGGCUGAGUGUGACGAGGAUGCGGAAAACGUUGGGUGUGUGUGUAACAUAGACUGCAGUGGGUACAGCUUUAACCCCGUGUGCGCUUCUGAUGGGAGUUCCUAUAACAACCCCUGUUUCGUUCGAGAAGCAUCUUGUAUAAAGCAAGAGCAGAUCGACAUAAGGCAUCUUGGCCACUGCACAGACACAGAUGAUGCAAGUUUAUUGGGAAAGAAGGAUGACGGGCUGCAGUAUCGGCCAGAUGUGAAAGAUGCAGGUGAUCAAAGGGAAGACGUUUAUAUAGGAAACCACAUGCCUUGCCCUGAAAACCUGAAUGGGUACUGCAUCCACGGGAAAUGUGAAUUCAUCUACUCUACUCAGAAGGCCUCUUGUAGAUGCGAAUCUGGUUACACUGGACAGCACUGUGAGAAGACGGACUUUAGUAUUCUCUAUGUAGUACCAAGUAGGCAGAAGCUCACCCAUGUUCUUAUCGCAGCCAUUAUUGGAGCAGUACAGAUCGCCAUUAUAGUAGCAAUCGUCAUGUGCAUAACAAGAAAAUGCCCCAAGAACAAUAGAGGACGACGGCAGAAGCAGAACCUAGGUCAUUUUACUUCAGAUACUUCAUCCAGAAUGGUUUGAGCUGCUGACUUUUAUAUGCACACUGACCACGUGAUGUACAUUUAUUAUGUCUUUUUUUAAAGAAUGGAAAUAUUUAUUUCAGAGGCCUUAUUUUUGGACAUUUUUAGUGUAGUACUGUUGGCUCGUAUUUAGAAUAUUUAGCUACAACAGUUUUUGACUGUUUAGUAGUCUCUGUUUUAUGUUUUUAAAUACAGAAAUUGGCUUCACAAAUUUGUAACACAUGGUAAUACUAAGACUUGCUCUUUAUCCAUGGAAUGUAAUAUUUUUGCAGAGAUGGAUGGACCCACUCCACGGUGGUUAUAAAGUCAUACUUCUUCCCCAAUAACCACAGCAAAUGACAAAGCAUGAACUAAAAGUAAAGAUGUUUACAGAUUACUUUUCUUACAAAAAGAAAAUCUAGAGGACACUGUGUUUAAAUAGAUAUUUAAAUGUUUUUGAGAUUUAGUACCUGAUUUUUUUAGACACUUCCCCUAUUGCAUGAGCUGCAAAGCUGUGUGUGUGUUAGAUGUAACAUAUUUAUAAGCUGUAUGAACUGGAAUGGAUAGUUUCUCUCUUUGAAGAAAUAAUCCUAAUAAUUUUAAAAGUACCUGGGAGUUAAUGAUGGGACAGAUCACUGAAAAUAGAUUAAGAUAUUGACAAGAUAGGGUAUUUAAUGAGCAGAUUGGAAUAAAACCUACAGUAUCAGUUAAACGACUUUAAUACAUAUUCAUUUUUAAACAUUGUAUUUGUUUUAAUAUAAAUGUACAAAUUGUAUCAGUGUUUGUGAAUACAAUGCAGAAAUAAUUGUUAAUGAUUGGUGCUCUGAAAGUGAGCUUAAAAAUGACCUAAGACCUCUAAUUCAAAUCUGUCCUGUAGUAGCUCUGUUACUAGAUUGUUGGUGUUUAAGUCUGAACUGUGAGUAGACUGUAUGCAGAUGUUUAACGUGUAGUUUAGCCAGUCAAAAAUAUGCAUGUAGAAUUUAAAGACUAUGUUUAAACUUAAAUAAUAAUUUUAAUAAUUUGAUUUGGAAAAGCAUGUUAUAAUAUAAUGUUUUCACUAUA